Molecule: messenger RNA, 8634 nt
Organism: Adineta ricciae
Lineage: Eukaryota; Metazoa; Rotifera; Eurotatoria; Adinetida; Adinetidae
Source: the annotation of a GenBank genome assembly
AUGACAUCAUCAUUUGUGUCUAAGAAUGCUCUAGAGCCAAUAGCCAUUAUAGGUGUAGCUUGUGAAUUCGCAGGUGAUAUACAUACUGCAAAUGAUUUAUGGAAUGCAUUGAAAGAAAGUCGAGAUGUUGGAAGUACAAUACCACGUGAUCGAGUUGAUCUAACAUCAUAUGCUGCUCAUAUGCUUAAUAUGGAUAAUGGACAACUUCGUGCCAAACUACUUCGCGGUGGAUAUUUUCUAUCGAAUAACCAAUGGGACAUGUUUGAAGCAAGUUUCUUUGAUUUAUCGGAUGCUGAAGCUGGCAGUAUUGACCCUUGCCAUCGAUUAUUAAUGUUAAAAUUUGUUCACUUAAUUGACGACGCUGGUUACAGUAUUGAAAAAAUUAAUGGUACACGAACGUCUGUACACAUUGGACAAUUUUCAACAGACCAUGCUACUACAUCAACUCGAAUGGAACCUGAAUAUCGAUCAAGAUUUCAUGGGCCAAAUAGUUUACUAUAUAAUGCAGCAGCUCGAAUAGCUUAUCACUUUAACUUGCAAGGUCCAAAUGUAUCGUUAGACGUUGCUUGCUCAUCGUCAUUAGAAGCUAUACAUUUAGCCGUACAAAGUCUUCGUACAAACGAAUCUGAUAUGGCUGUAUGUGGUGGAGUUAAUGCCCUGUAUGCACCAGAAAAUUUUUUACAAAGUUCAUUGAUUGGCGCGCAAUCUCCGGAGGGACGAAGCCGUUCGUUUAGUGCUGAUGCUAAUGGUUAUGCAAAGGGUGAUGGCCUUGGUCUCCUAUUGUUGAAGCGAUUAAGUGAUGCUGAGCGUGACGGAGACCGCAUAUAUUGCGUUCUUCAUGAUAUUCUUAGUAGUCAUGAUGGAAACGAAGACAAAAAUAAUUUUGUCGUACCAUCGGGUGCCGGACAAGCACGUUUACUAUCAAAUAUUUACGGACGAACAAAUUUUGAUCCUAGGCGUAUUUUUUAUGUUGAAGCUCAUGGCACUGGUACACCAGUUGGCGAUCCUAUUGAAGCAAAUUGUUUAGGCCGAUUUUUCAACCGCUCACAACUUGAUCCACCAUUAUUAAUCGGUUCGAUUAAAAGUAACAUCGGACAUACUGAAGGAGCAGCCGGUGUUGCAUCGCUCAUCAAAAUUAUUAUGUGCAUGCAUCAUCGAAGUAUUCCAUCAAAUAUGUUAUUUACAUCGUUGAAUCCAAAAAUUGAAGCACAGCGUUAUAAUAUUCAUGUUGUUCAACAUCAAGUACCAUUUCCAUCAAAAACUGAAGAUGAAAAUAAUAGACAACCUGUUGCUCUGUGUGUUAACUCAUUCGGUAUGGGUGGUACAACUACACAUGCUAUCGUUGAGGAAUAUGUACCAAAGGAAAAACCUAUUGUUAUGAAUGGGUUUGGAAGAGAACAUCAGAUGUGUAAUGGGAAUCAUAAUGAGAUAAAACAAUAUUUUAUAUUUAUAUUCUCAACAAAAACCCGCGAAUCUCUAAAUUAUCAAAUAAAUGAAUUUAAUCAAUGGUUAUAUAAAAAAGCAUUCGCUGAUAUUGAUGAUGAUUAUGUUUUUCUUCAACGCACUUCUCAACUACUUCUUCUUCGACGAACAAUUAGUUAUAAGCAUGCAGCCGUUUUUGUGUUUGCUAAUCGUAAACAACUUCAAGAACAAAUCGAUGCAUUUCUUACUGAACAAGCUUUUUCGGGUCUUUCCGUCAUAGUACGUCCAACAGUACCGACAACAAAAAUAUGUUUCGUUUUUAGUGGACAAGGUCCUCAAUGGUGGGCGAUGGGUAGGCAAUUAUACGAAAGUGAACCUAUUUUUACUCAAUGGAUUCAACUAAUUGAUGCAGAAAUGAGUAAAAUUAAUAACGGUGAAUGGCAACUGCUCAAAGAAUUGUUUGAAACAGUAGGUGAAAAAGACUCACGUAUUAAUGACACAAAUAUUGCCCAACCAGCUCUAUUCGCUAUUCAAGUUGCUCUUGCAGCUUUACUUGUCUCAUGGAAUAUUUAUCCAUCCAGUAUCAUAUCGCAUAGUGCAGGAGAUCAAGCAGCUUGUUUUGUUGCUGGCCGUUUAACUUUACAAGAAGCUGUACGUAUUGUGUAUCAUCGAUCACGCCUGCAAAAUCGAAACACAAGACAAGGCGGUCGUAUGUUAGCCGUUUCAAUGUCUGUAAACGAAGUGAAAGAAAAACUUCUGAAAGAUAUUGAGCACCUUGUUGAUAUUGCCGUUGUUAACAGUUCUCGUUCAGUAACAUUGAGUGGAGACGAAAAAACCGUUGAUGAAUUACAAGAGAUCCUUUCAACAUUGUAUCCAAAUGUUUUCAAAGCGCGUCUGCGGAUUGAAAACGCAUUUCAUUCGUAUCAAAUGGAUCGGUUUAAUAUCGAAAGUGAAAUGCUUUCGUCACUAAAAGACAUUCGAGGACUUCCUUUACAAGAUUCCAAGCUAAUGUUUAAUCCCAUAUGUGCACAAGCACAUCUCUAUUCAAGUGUCACUGGUAAUGAAUUAAAUGAUGAAACGCCAGUUGAUGCUCACUAUUGGUGGACAAAUGUACGAAGCUGUGUUCGAUUUCAUGAUGCUAUGAAAUGUAUUCAGCAGGGUGAUGAUGCAAAUAUUUUUCUUGAAAUUUCACCACAUCCAGUGUUGGGAACGUCUAUACGAGAAUGUUAUGAAUUAAUAAAUCUCCAAUCACCACUCAUACUUCCGACGUUGAAACGAAAAGAAAAUGAACAAAUAACAUUACUUACUAGUUUAGCACAGAUGACAACAUCGGAAGAAAUCUGGAAAAAAUAUUUUCAUACUCGUAAUAUUUCCUUUUCAGAAAAUCAAAAUCGUUAUUUCAAUGAGGAAAAACUAUUCGAUGAUUUUCCAUUAUAUAAAUUUAAUCUUACGCCAUGUUGGUAUGAAUCAAAAGAAUCAGUCAUGAAACGUUUAGCUGAUCGUACUUCUAAUCAUCCAUUACUUGGUGUUCGACAAUUAACUGAACAUUUGAAUCCAACAUGGAGAAGCCUAAUCAAUAUUAAUCUACCCGAAUACGCUUAUUUGAAAGAUCAUCGAAUUCAAGACGCUAUUCUUUUUCCUGCUGUUGCUUAUCUUGAAUUGGCAAUAGCUGCUUGCCAUGAGAUACUUUCAUCGUCAACGGUUAAGAAACAAUUUACAAUCGUCUUUGAACAAAUAAAAUUCGUUAACGCACUUAUUCUAACUGAACAUGAAUCAACAGAAAUAUUUACUCAAGUCAUUAUGCCCAUGCGUCAAUGGUAUAUUUAUAGUCGACCAUGGUCGGCUGCUGGCUCAAAUUGUAUGAGAACAUCGGGUAUGGCAAGCAAUGAUAUUCUUAAUUCAUUUCAGGACCAAGAAAAACUUAAUCAAUAUUCACUAAAACAAUUUACUUUACAUGCACAUGGACAAAUCGAAAUAGAUUAUCAAAAUAAUGAUCAACAGAAAUUCAAUAUUUCAUCACGCAUCAAUCUAACUUCUCAAACGUGGUCAACAAAUGAACCAAGAGAUGUGUAUCUACAUUUACUCACACGUGGCUAUCAAUAUGGAAACUCUUUUCAGAACGUUCAAUCAUUACGUGGUACAACAACAAACGUAACUGCGCAAAUCAAUAAUUCCGAUGAAAUUAACAAUAUUUCUUCUUAUUAUUUAACUCAUCCAUCGAUAUUAGAUACUUGUUUCCAUCCAAUUUUAGCUUUAUUGCCUGAUAACGAAACAACAUUUCUACCAAUUAGUAUUCAAAAAUUUAUAGUUCAAAACAAAUCAAAUAUUCGUCUAUCUCAAUAUAGAAAUAUAGAAAUAUGUGGAUAUUAUCAUGAUAAUAUAUGUGGUUUAGAUCAAGAAAAGACAUACACUGCUGAUAUGGUUGUUAUUCCAAAUGGUAUGCAAAUAGAUGACUCAAUAUAUAUUUUCCAAGGUAUGUCUAUCCAACAAGUACAAGGAACACAAACUGGUCGAUGGAAAUUAGAAAAAACUUUAUUUGAAAGAUUAAAUUCAAUAAAUGAUUUACCAAAUAAAAAUGUCAAAAACUAUUGUGAUACAAUAAUGAAAGAUUAUUGUAUGGCACGAAUAUGGAACGAAUCAGAAAUAGUAACAAAUUUAGCUACUUUAUUUCCCUCGACAGAAGAAUUAAUUUACAAUACAAAUCUAAACGACAUUAGCAAUCGAGAUUUGAUCGAAUCAAUCAAACCACUCAAUGAAUUAGCCGCUUGUUAUGCACAAAUGGCACUAAAAGAUUUGAAUUUUAAUCUUAUUAAUCAACAAUCUUACCCGUUACUAAAUGCGUGUCAAUCUUUUAGUUUACUUUGUAAUAAUGAACAAGUAACAUGGCAUUCAACACAAGUUCGUCUUUCACAAUUAAACAAUCAAUUCCCUCGCCUUAAACCGCUGUUAAAAGCUUUAAAUGAUUGUGGUUCUCGUUUGAAAGAGAUUUUCUAUGGAGAACAAACUGAUAUCGAUGUGUUUCUUAGCAACACAGAAACUGAAGAAACAUUUCAGCAGAUCAAAUCUAUUGUUAGUUCAUUUAAAACGCAAGAAAUAUUUCGUAUUAUAACUCAAUAUUUCCUUCGAUUGCGACAAGGUUCCCUUCGUAUUCAUCAUUUACGUAUAUUUUGGAUAAGUGAUAAUGAUUGUUCUGACAUUCUACCUAUUCUUGAUCUUCUUCAUAAUUUAUCGAGAGAAACAAAUUUACGGAUAGAUUUACAUUGUGUCAAUUCAGAUUCUGCUCAACUAAAACAAGCUGCAGAAAUCUUUGAAAAAUAUUUUAAUGAUCAUCAAAUAACUGAAAUAUCUAUGAUAUAUGAUCAUGCAAUUGAUUUAUUCAAUAGCGAAACAUUAGUAAAACUUCCAAUCGAAUCAUUUGAUAUUAUAUUUUCAUCGAAUCAAUUUCAAAUAAGCAACGAAGAAGAAUUAAAACAGUCUCUAGUUAAUCUUCGUCGUCUGUUAAUUCCCAACGGUUAUCUUAUAUUACUUGAAUUGACUAAAGAUAUUCCUCUUUAUUUUGAUCUGAUUUUUGGUUUAAUUGAUCAAUGGUGGUCAUCUACCGAUAACACUCGUUCUGGAUAUAAUGCACAACAAUGGAUUCGGAUCUGUAAAGAAAUCAACGGAUUUUCGAAUAUUCAGUUAGUCCCAAGUGAAUAUGAAAGUACAAUACUUCUAUGCCAAAAAAGUCAAUCAAAGCAAAUAUUGAAAACACUUGAUGAAAGAAGUUCUCAAGUAUGGCUUCUUUUUACUGAUGAAAAUGAUGAAAGUUUUGGUUAUUAUUUAAAACAAUUUCUACCAUCGUCGAAUGUUCGAAUUUUUAGCAUACGUGAUGCAAAUUUGAAGAAAAUUUCUUCGAUAAUCGAAGUAAUGAUAAUGACGUAUAAACAAUUAUAUAUUGUUUUUGCUUGGUCACUUGAGCAAAUCCCACUCGAUAUAAAUCAGCAUGAUAGAAACGAUUUUGCAUUCAAACAACUGGAGGAAACAAUAUGUGGAACAAUAUCAUCAAUUCUCCGAUCAAUACAAAUACUUUCACCUGCAUUUUAUCCGUUUAUAUAUGUUCUUACACAUAACUCUCAAUUAAAUCUUAAUUCAAAUUGUAAUGUGAUUUCAUCACCACUUAUUGGUCUUGUUCGAAGUUUAAUGACUGAAUAUGAACGAAAUCGAUUAAAGCUAAUUGAUUUGCAAGCAUCAUCUUUAACAUUAAUUCAUCAGGCACAGUUUGUUCAAGUUUUAGUUCAAUAUAUGAUCGAUUGUCGAUCUUUCAAUCAAACUUGCGAAAUUGCUCUUCAGUUUGAUACAAAUUCUAAUCAAAUUAAACAUUUAACAUGGCAUUAUGAAAUGUUACAACAACGUGAUGAUAAUUUGGACAAAAAUCAAUCAAAGAAUCUUUCUAUUAUUCCUCGGAAAGAUGCUGAUCAGCAUCCAUUUCGUCUCUGUGUAGCAUCAUCUCGUUUUCUUGGCGAUUUAACAUGGGUUGAGGAGAAUAGAUUGAAAGAUUUAUUGCCAGGUCAAAUAGAAAUUCGUGUUGGAAAUGUUGGUCUCAAUUUUCGUGAUGCACUUAAAGUACGUGGUCUUUAUCCACAUACACGAAUAUUUGCACAGCCUGAUCAAGAUCAACCACAUGUUGAUCGAGAUACGGAGCCCGGAUCAGAUUUUGUUGGUACUGUUGUCCGUUCCUGUCCUACUACUCAAUUUCGAGUGGGAGACAUUGUUUUAGGUAUUUCUGCUAGUGGUGUAUUCCAUUCACAUAUUAUUGUUGACUCCUUAAAUGUCGUACGUAUACCAGCAGAAUGUCCUCUUACUUAUGAACAACUAUCUGGUAUGUCUAUCCCCUGUAUGACGGUUAUUUAUUCACUUAAAUAUCGUGUAAAUCUUCAACCUAAUCAAACAAUCCUCAUUCACGCUGCGUCUGGAGCCGCUGGUCAAAUUUGUAUUCAAUAUUGUCAAUUGAUUGGUGCUCGAAUUUUAGCGACGGCAGGAACUGACGAGAAGCGACGUUUCCUUCGUGAAUAUUACGGUAUUGAACAUGUAUUUAACAGUCGAAAUAUGAGUUUUGUUACUGACGUACAACGUAUUUUACCGAAUGGCGUUGAUGUUAUUGUUAACUCUCUAUCGGGCUCAUUUUUGAAAGAAACGAUGAAACUACUCUCCUAUCAUGGUCAUUUUAUUGAAUGGGGUAAAAGAGAUGUUUUUGGCAAAUCGGAUUUAUCAGUGUUUGACUUACGUUCGGAUUGUUCUUUUCAUGUUAUUGAUUUUAUGUCACUUGUUGCUCAAAAAUUAGAUAUUUCGAGAAAAUUAUUACAAGAAAUGAUGGAUUUAUUUGUUCAACGUAAAUUAAAAGCAAUUGAACCAACAGUUGUUUACGAGCCAAAUCAAAUAAAUGAAGCUUUAAUUAGAUUAAAUAGCGGUAUAACUAUGGGCAAAACUAUUGUUCGUUUAACUUCAUCUGAUCAACCGUUAUUAAUAAAAACUAAACAAUCUGAGCAACAGAUUUCAUUUAAAGACAAAAGUGACGGAAUAUUUUCUUGGAAUGUCUGCAACCAAGGAACAAUUCUUAUAUCUGGUGGUUUUGGUGGUCUUGGUUUAACAAUGUCUCGUUGGAUGAUAGAAGAACGUGCAGUUAAACGUAUAGUACUUAUGAGUCGUCGAACACUCAUUGAACUUGAACAACCAUCAAAUCCUCAAUAUGAAGAUUGGUUACGAUUAAAACAAAUUGUAAAUAAAUACAAUGCUCAUGUUGAUGUUGUUCAAGCAGAUGUAACAAAUUUUCAACAAGUUUAUAGUUUAAUUGAAAAAAUCAAUCAAACUUCUUAUCCUGUUCGAGGAAUUUUUCACAGUGCUGUUGUUUCAGAAGAUCGUACUUUAAUAAAUAUGACCCAAGAUCAUCUUUCACGUGUUUUACCACCAAAAGUUCGUGGUGCUUGGAUCCUUCAUCAAGUUGUACAAUUAACUCACUCACCUAUUCAUUUUUUUCUUAUGUUUUCAUCGAUACGAAAUCAUUUACUUGAAGUCUCAUCAGCUGGUUAUAAUGCUGGAAAUCAAUUUCUCGAUGCACUUGCUAAUUAUCGUAUGAGCGAACUCCACUUACCAGCUCUUUCAAUUAGUUUACCAGCUGUUAGUGGUGCUGGUAUGUUCCAUCGACAUAAAGAUGCACUUAUAUCUCUACAAAAAACACAAGGUUUUGAGUUAGUUCCAACAAAAGCUGUUUUCGAAUUAAUUGAACGUGUUCAUGAAUAUCAAAAGAUAUCUUCAUAUCCUGUUAUUUUCGCUGUCAAUUGGCAAACAUUAUAUGAAAAGCGUCACAACUUAGCAACAACGUUUUUAACUGAAAUUGUUGAAAAACGUUACAUUGAAAUGAAACUUAAUGAAAUAUCAUCGACAUCUUCAGAAAUAAAUAAUACCAAAAAUAUUGAUUUUAAUCAAAAAGAAAAUAUCAUUGAACGAACACGAGCAACUGUAGCACGACUUUUAGGUGCACCCACUGUUGACCGUAUAAUAAUUGAUAAAUCACUUGUUAGUCAAGGUAUGGAUUCAUUGGGUGCUGUUUCAUUAUACAAUUGGUUAGGACAGGAAACAAGUAUUUUUAUACCAAUAGCUGAUCUUCUACAAGGACUUUCGAUUGAAGCAAUUGGAACGAUCAUUUAUGACAAAUUAAAUGAGCGGCGACAACAACAACAAGUUAAUUUAUCGACUGUAGAAGAAAAUGAUGAAAGCUUUGAUGAUUUUAACGAAAAUAAAGUUAAAUCAGCUACUUCAUCAACAUAUACUGGUGUAGAGAACGUUAUUUGUCUUCAAAACUCACAACAAAAUAGCAAUUUACAUAUUCUUUUUUGUAUUGCUGACAUGUCAACAAAUGAUAAUUUUAGUGAUCACUCAAAAUUCCUGAUCAAUAAAUCAUCGAGCCAUGAACCUAAUGACAAGCUGCUCUCAAAUAAUACCAUCUAUAUGUUACGAGUGCCUUUAACAACGACAUCGUCUGACACUGACAGGGUGUCCAUAUGUGCUCGAGAAAUGAUUUCACAAAUGCGCCGUAUUCAACCUCGUGGACCUUAUCAUAUAGUGGCUUUUCGCGACAGUCAAGAACAAAACAUUGCUCAUGCAAUGUCAGAACAAUUGAAAAAUUACUCUAAUAUGGUUAAUGUACGAUUAGUUCUCUUAGACGGUCAACUUUAA